Messenger RNA from Syngnathus acus (greater pipefish), 1803 nucleotides. RefSeq names its product oocyte zinc finger protein XlCOF19-like. The transcript is spliced from 2 exons. NCBI's taxonomy places the organism in Eukaryota, Metazoa, Chordata, Actinopteri, Syngnathiformes, Syngnathidae. Bases 138 to 1019 code for a protein of 293 amino acids. The record is from RefSeq and is a predicted model, not a curated record.
GAAGACGGCAGUAACGUUAAGAGGAUUGACGCGGUUGACGGAAUGGUAGAAUAGAAGAAGAAAAGGCCGGAAGUUAGCAUCACGUCGCUAAACAGAGCCAGCAUCUUGCUGCCCGGCAGCAGAAGUAGAGCUCCACAAUGGAGCUGAAGGAGCUCGAGCCAACCCACAUCAAAGUGGAGGCGCAGGAGGACGUGUGCGGCAGUCAUGAAGCCAAGCAACCGGAGGAGACGACCGACGGCGUGGAGUUCCAGGUGACUAGCAUCAUUGUCAAGAGUGAAGACGACGAGGAGACCCAGUCGCCUGAGGACAAGGGCGAGGCCGGUGCCACUGUGGAGCCCCUCGUAGGAGUGCAACCUCACAGCCGUGUGGCUCGGGUUACACGGUCGCAGCGAGCUGCGUCGGCCCUUCCUGACCCCAAGACCGCAGCUCCCGGCGACGUGACGACAGCCGGAAGCACAUUGUCCGGUUUGAACUGCACGCGGCGUGAGCGGCACCCGAGCGGGAAACCAUUCAUCUGCCCGUUUUGCUGCAAAACCUUCAACCAACGCGUCCACUUGUCCCGCCACUUAAGCGUCCACACGGGGGACAAACCCUUCCACUGCACCAUCUGCACCAAAAUGUUUGCCACCAGGGACCGCUUGCGCUCCCACACCAGAAUCCACACGGGAGAAAAACCAUUCAGCUGCCCCGUUUGCGGCAAGCGCUUCUUCCACCGUUCGCAUUUAGUCAAACACUCGCACAUUCACACGGGCGUGAAACCCUUCUCGUGCCUGUUUUGCGGCAAGCGCUUCUACUCCAACGGCGAUCUGAUCAAACACACGAGGACGCACACCGGAGAGAAACCCUUCACCUGCUCCAUCUGCAACACCAGCUUCAGCGACAGCUCCACGCUGGGCAAGCACAAGCGGCGACACACGGGAGAGAAACCCUUCAGCUGCACCGUGUGCGACAAGCGCUUCCCCUUCAAGUUCCAGGUCAAGAAGCACAAGUGUGUUGGGGAGAACAGCAACGCCAAGUGAACUCAAAACAACCACUACGGCAUAUAUUCUGUAGAUUAUAUUUGGGAUUCGAUAUAGGGGUGGGGCUACACAAUUUGGCCUAAAAAUAAAAAUCUCUGCAUGCUGCUGCUCUUUGUGCACUUUUCUAUGUAUGCAUGCAAUUAAAAUAUAACUAGCCCAAGAGGGACAAAAAAAGUUUUUUCCCAACACGUGGUUUAUCGUUAGCACCCUACUAUAUUGCAUUUUCGGUUAACCGCAAUUUUUAUUUUUUCAUUAUUUAUGCUCACGCGCACACAAGCUGCUGUUGACCCCAGCUCACACCUCAGCGCUUGCAUGCGGACUUGCUGACGUCACACGCCACCCGCCUCUUAAAGGCACAUGCAACUUCACAGGCACUACCAUAUGCAGUAUUUUCUAGACUUUUUAUGUUGGCAAGAAGUUAAAAUUAUAUAAUUUUUUAUAUAUAUAUGGUUUGUUUGUAUCAUACUGUAACAGAAGUGACAAAGUGAUCAAAAAGCACUUGAAAUCUUACUGGACUUUUGAAACUGCAUUUAACUGCAUUGUGAUGCACAUUACUGCCCUCUAGUGGAUUGGAGUAUUUUGUGUCAAUUUAAGGGGGCUCCUUUUUUUUUUUUAUAAAUGUCUUGUAUGCAAAAAGUUGUGCAUCUGCUCACCCGUCAAGUGUGAAAUUAAACAACCAGGUGAACUCCCUGUUUCUGAUCAACUAGCUGUCCUGGAUUAUGUCGAAUUGUGACGUCACAGUUGGGCUCAUUAACAUAACUCAAAGUUUCCGAGACAAAGUUAA